ACUAAGCGCAGAGGCAGGAAGGGCAGGCAGGACCCGGUGUUGAUUCUCGAGAGAGGGCAGUGUUGCUGUUUUACAGGCUUUAUUAAUAAUAUUAUUCAGUGUUUUACUGGGAAGACAUGCAGCAGUUAUUAUACUAACACUGCUGUCUGCCUUCUCGCCCGUUCCUGCCCGUGUUCGCUGAUGAUUUGCGGUUAGAAUCCGGUGUUUUAGCGCGGAGAUGGCGGACGAGGCUCUGUUUCAGUUCCUCCAUAAUGAAGUGAUUCAGUAUGUGAACAGCGCGGAGAGCGGAGACACUGAAAAUGGACGGUGUGUUUCCAAACUGGAAAACAUGGGAUUCCGUGUUGGACAGGGACUCGUCGAAAGGUUCACUAAAGACACAGCACGAUUUAAGGAUGAGCUCGAUGUCAUGAAGUUCAUCUGCAAGGAUUUCUGGACCUGUGUGUUUAAGAAACAGAUUGAUAACCUGCGAACAAACCAUCAGGGUAUUUAUGUCCUACAAGACAACAAGUUCCGGUUGCUGAACCAACUGUCCGCUGGUAAACAGUAUCUGGAUCAUGCCCCAAAGUAUUUGGCAUUUACCUGUGGCCUGGUGAGAGGAGGACUGUCCAAUCUUGGAGUGAAGAGUAUUGUAACGGCAGAAGUUUCCGUCAUGCCUGCUUGUAAAUUUCAGGUCAUGAUCCAGAAGAUGUAAAGAAGAACAAAAUCCUCAUAAUAUAUAUUGUUCUCAUUUGUUUCACUUUUUUUGUUUAGUUUGUUUCCAUUUAAAAGACACUUGAAAUUUCCUUUCAUGUAAAGUAUAGCAUGUUGAGGUCCAGUUUUAAUUUGUACAUCUUUGAUUUAUAUAUAUGCUUUUACACUUUAAUUAUGUUUGAUUACACUUUAUGAAUCAUGUUUACACUAAAUGCAAUUAAAAAUCUAAUUUUGCUUUCAA
Astyanax mexicanus (Mexican tetra) is the source of this 931-nucleotide messenger RNA. It is a transcript of the gene trappc6b, whose product is annotated as trafficking protein particle complex subunit 6B. Gene Ontology annotation, biological process: regulation of GTPase activity; endoplasmic reticulum to Golgi vesicle-mediated transport. The transcript has 6 exons. Gene Ontology annotation, cellular component: TRAPP complex; cis-Golgi network; trans-Golgi network. Lineage: Eukaryota; Metazoa; Chordata; Actinopteri; Characiformes; Acestrorhamphidae. The record is from RefSeq and is a predicted model, not a curated record. The coding region runs from base 218 to 691 and encodes 157 amino acids.